AUGCUCAAGUCGUGGUUCUCCAGAGGCAGUAGAGCAGAAGAAGAUCACAAAUCCAAGUCCAAAUGCGACUACAUCUUCCCCACCGUCAACCCUGACGAAGACGGCCCUGACUGCCUCAAAGACUGCGCCGACUGCACCGUCCACCUGCCGGAGAAGUUCCACAUCGACACCCAGCGCGACCUGUAUGGCCAUAUCAAGCCCUUCACCACCCACAUCCUGGUGGCCACCGGCCGGUCAGACUGGACGCGCAAGGUCGAGCAGGAGAAGGGCAGUCUGAUGGAGGCGCUGCACGAGAGUCCGGUCAAAUCGCAGAAUGGGCGCAUUAUGGUGUCUGCGUCCAAUCUCCAAGUCCACCGGCACGAAUCACGGCAAGAUGAUUCCGAUGACAGCACGACGGUGCUUCUCUUGCCGUCGUUUACCUUUGUCGACAAUGUCACAAGUCGAGACAUCCCCGAACUGAUCUCCCGUUUCGUGGACGGAGACGCCACAGCUCCAGAUCAGACGUCCCGACUGGUGUCACGGCCCUGCGUGCACGACUACGUCGUCCUGCUCUGCUCGCACAAGCGGCGCGACGCCCGAUGCGGCAUUUCCGCCCCGUUGAUCAGGAAGGAGUUGGAACGACAUCUGCGCCCGACGGGGUUGUAUCGCGACGCGGACGACGAGCGGCCGGGCGGAGUUGGCAUCUACUACGUCUCCCAUGUCGGCGGCCACAAGUUCGCCGCCAACGUGCUCGUGUAUCGGAAGAAGGAAGGCCAGAUGAUCUGGUUGGCCCGCGUGCGGCCGGAGCAUUGUGAGGGUAUCGUCAAGUACACCAUCCUCCAGGGCAAAGUCGUGCACCCGGAGUAUCAGCUGCGGGGAGGGUUCGACAGAACGCGUGGAUUGACUAGUUGGUGA
Molecule: messenger RNA, 894 nt
Organism: Rasamsonia emersonii CBS 393.64
Lineage: Eukaryota; Fungi; Ascomycota; Eurotiomycetes; Eurotiales; Trichocomaceae
Exons: 2
Coding region: 1-894 (297 amino acids)
Source: RefSeq, a predicted model, not a curated record